Molecule: messenger RNA, 294 nt
Organism: Sphaerulina musiva SO2202
Lineage: Eukaryota; Fungi; Ascomycota; Dothideomycetes; Mycosphaerellales; Mycosphaerellaceae
Exons: 1
Source: RefSeq, a predicted model, not a curated record
AUAAUGUCGCUACCUCUUCUAACCUUUAUUAACGCUUUCGGCCUCUAUCGCAACUUAUACAGAUCCCUAAUAGGCAUUUACUUUAUUAUUGUAGCACUUAGUACUCGUAAGCGCGAUCGUCGAGCAAAUGUCUUCCCUCUUAUACUAGGUCUAUAUAGAUCUAACUUUGCAGAUAUCGUAGAGGCUAUAAAGCUUCUAGCAAUACUCGACCGCGGUAUUGAGGUUUAUAUUCCUAGAGUAGGUAAGGUACUACUAGUUGCCUUUACUAUAGCCUUCCUCGGUAAUAUGCUAUAG